Messenger RNA from Lactuca virosa, 1658 nucleotides. Lineage: Eukaryota; Viridiplantae; Streptophyta; Magnoliopsida; Asterales; Asteraceae. The record is from the annotation of a GenBank genome assembly.
AAAAAAACGACCUUAUUAAUUUGCUUCCAUUAACGGUGGGUGUAGACUGAUGAUAAGCCGAAUUAGCCAUCAACCAAUCUACCUUUCACCUCUAUCUACGAAAUGCGAUAAAAUCCAUUCUCAUCUCCACCGCUAUAUCAUCGUCACUAGAUUUCUUUUUAAAACAUUCGUCAAGAACUCCAAAUUAAAUAUUAAUGGAGUCUGUGGUAUCUGGUCUAGAAGGAUCACUCUUGAAGAACAACGAUCCUUUCUCCUACUUCAUGCUACUAGCUUUCGAAGCCUCCGGUUUAACCCGCUUCACAUUUCUACUACUAAUUUGGCCGGUAAUCCGACUACUAGAUAUUUGUGGGAAGGGCGACACUGGUGUAAAGCUGGCCAUUUUUGUUGCCACCGCCGGCGUUUCCAUGUCGGAGAUUGAAUCUGUGGCGAGAGCAGUUCUGCCCAAGUUUUAUUUUGAUGACCUUGACAAAGAUGCUUGGAGGGUGUUUAGCUCCUGUGAAAGAAGGGUGGUCGUGACCAAGAUGCCGAGGAUUAUGGUGGAGCGGUUUGUCAGGGAGCAUCUCGGAGCAGAUGAUGUUGUUGGGAGUGAACUUGGGGUUAGCCGGUUUGGGUUAGCCACGGGGUUAGUCCAGGUGGGUGAUUUUGGUGGCUCAAUUUGUGAUCGUAUUGCAGCCAUGUUUGGAGAUAAACAACCUAGCUUAGGGAUAGGAAGAUGCCAUUCUGAUUCUUCAUUUUUAUCUCUAUGCAAGGAACAAGUGAAUGCACCUUACCUGAUGACCAAAAACCAGAAGCAUAUCGCCGAUCAAGAAAUCCAGCCGGUGCCGGUGAUCUUCCAUGAUGGGCGCCUCGUAAAGAGGCCGACUCCCUCCACAGCUCUUUUGAUCCUCCUUUGGAUCCCGUUCGGAAUCAUACUCUCAAUCACUCGUAUAAUUGUCGCCCACAUUUUGCCAAUGUGUAUGGUUCCUUACGUGAUGGCAUUCUUCGGCGGGAGAGUCAUUGUGAGAGGAAUUCCACCACCGCCACCUUCCCGCCGGUCAAACUCCGGCGUGCUAUUCGUCUGUACCCACCGAAGCCUAAUGGACCCUCUUGCGUUAUCGGCAGUUCUCCAACGCAAGAUCCCGGCGGUCACCUACUCACUAUCAAGAUUAUCCGAGCUCCUGUCUCCGAUCCAAACCGUCCGUUUGACCCGAAACCGACACGUGGAUGCGGAACGGAUAAAAAAAGGAUUAUCCGAAGGUGAUUUGGUGAUUUGCCCGGAAGGUACAACUUGCAGAGAACCCUUUCUGCUACGAUUUAGUGCGCUUUUUGCAGAACUAACCGAUCGAAUUGUGCCCGUUGCAAUGAAUUAUCGACUCGAGUUUUUCCAUGCAACCACUGCUAGGGGUUGGAAAGGUUUAGACCCUAUUUUUUUCUUGAUGAACCCAACACCCAUGUACGAGGUGAUAUUCUUGAACCAGUUGCCGGCAGAGGCAACAUGUUCGUCGGGAAAGAGCCCUCAAGACGUCGCGAAUUAUGUUCAGAGAAUCUUGGCGGCAAGUUUAGGGUUUGAGUGCACAAAUUUUACGAGGAAGGACAAGUAUAGAGUUCUUGCAGGGAAUGACGGAACAAUGGAUCAGCCAAAGAAAAACGGUCGGACCGUGAACAAAGUGGUGAUGUAA